AAGCAAAGGCAACCCUUCCUUUCUUAUCUCCCUGUGCCCUUCACUACCUUUCUUUUUCCUAUUUAUUAGCAGCACCUCCUCAGUCUCUCUCCCAGUCUCACCUUCCAAAGCUAAGCUCAAGUUGUAUAGUGACAAACUCACACAAACACACACACACACACACACAGAUAGAAGAGAGAGAGAGAGAGAGAGAGAGAUGAAGGAGCUGAGAGAGUUGGUUCACUUGUUUGCAUGCGCCUUCCUCUUCUACUUCGCUGCUUUCAUGGUGAUUCCGUCGAUAACCGACAUAACGAUGGAGGCGUUGUGCCCCGGUAGGGUUCAAUGCUCGCUGGCGGUCUAUCUCAGUGGCUUACAACAAGUGAUAACAGGGUUGGGAACUCUCAUAGUAACUCCUUUGAUUGGCAAUCUAUCUGACAGAUAUGGCAGGAAAGCCUUGCUGACCCUUCCUAUGAUAAUUGCUAUUAUUCCCUUAGCUAUAUUGGCUUAUGAUCGUUCGAGAGCUUAUUUCUAUGCUUACUACGUCAUCAAGAUGUUUACUGGAAUGUUUUGCGAAGGCAGCAUGCAAUGUCUUUCACUUGCAUACGUGGCGGACAAGGUCGGCGAGCGGCGGCGAGCGGCGGCGUUCGGCGUGUUCUCCGGCGUCUCUUGCGCCGGAUUUGUCUCCGGCACCGUCGCCGCCCGCUUCCUCUCCACCUCCUCCACCUUCCAGGUUUCUGCCACCGUCGCCGUCAUCGCGGCGGCCUAUAUGAGGCUUUUCCUGGUCGAGACGGACCGUGGAGCGGCCGGCGGCGGCGAGGAGGAGGAGGAGGCCUCCCUGCCCCUCUGUUCCUCUUCGUCUUCGGACAGCGGCUCGUCUCCAAAACUGCCGGCCCUGCGGAAGUUUCCGUCUCUGGAGGACAUGAUCGGCCUUCUGCGGAGCAGCUUGACCUUGUCAAGAGCAGCAGUUGUUGUAUUUUUCAACAGUUUUGCUGAAAGCGGCGUUCAGUGUGCAUUAUUGUACUUCCUAAAAGCACAGUUUCAGUUCAGCAAAGAUCAAUUUGCUGAUCUGUUGCUGAUCGGCGGGAUUGCAGGAGCUUUCUCACAGCUAGUCCUGAUGCACUUAUUAAUUCCUACUUUGGAUGAGGAGAAACUCCUUAACAUCGGGCUCCUAGCAAGCUGUGCACAUAUAUUUCUUUACAGCAUUGCAUGGUCAUAUUGGGUUCCUUAUCUAGCUGCUAUAUUUAUACUUCUGAGUGUUUUCAUCCAACCAUGUAUAAGGAGCAUUAUAUCCAAAAAAGUUGGACCAAGUGAGCAGGGAAUGGCCCAAGGAUGUAUAACUGGCAUCGGUUCAUUUGCUACAAUUAUGUCUCCAUUACUUUUCACUCCUCUAACAGCUUGGUUCCUGUCAGAGGAUGCACCAUUUAAGUUCAAAGGCUUCAGUAUCAUGUGUGCUGGAUUUGCAUCAUUGAUAGCCUUCAUGCUCAGUAUUAUGAUGAGGGCUGCACCUCCAACUACAAGCCAGAAACUUGUGAAUGCCGUUUAUGUACAGGCCUGAUGCUCAAGAAUGUGAAUUAAACUCAGCAUCUCGUUCAGUUUUUCAUAUACUCGCGAUUGGUUGAAUGUAAGCAAGUGGCAUAUGAGAAGCAGAGAUUUUGCAAACUGCUUAUCCUAGACACUUGCAGUAUCAUUCUUGUGUGGACUUCUCUGCUGCUCUUGAGCAUAUAAUCUGACAAGUUAGAAGGCAGCUUGUCCUUGGUUUGAGGCCUCAGAUGGGGAAGGCAAGAUGCAGUCAUUUCUUGUAAUUAUGUUAAUCUAGAUGGCUGUUUUCUUUUUUUUCUCUUUGGGUUUCUAGUCUCCCUGGUGUGCCACUGCUGCUUCUUCUUUGACAUAUCCCUGUGCUGUUACAGUGAUUCAACAGGUAUGAAGCACAUCUUCUUUGUAUUCUGUAUAGAGUAUAAACCAAGCACUAACCAUCAAAAAAAUUAGUUUUCUACG
Messenger RNA from Elaeis guineensis (African oil palm), 1974 nucleotides. RefSeq lists its product as uncharacterized. The record is from RefSeq and is a predicted model, not a curated record. Gene Ontology annotation, molecular function: transmembrane transporter activity. Lineage: Eukaryota; Viridiplantae; Streptophyta; Magnoliopsida; Arecales; Arecaceae. Gene Ontology annotation, biological process: transmembrane transport.